UGUCUCCUGUGUUGUAUUUCUCUGUUAUUGAUUUUUUCUUUGUGCUCUUUUUUUUUUCUUUUAGUUUUCUGAAAUGAGUCCCAAAAAAUGAGAACAAAGGAAUCAUAUGGGUUUUCUGUUUGUUUUGAAUCUCUGAUUAAAAGAGAGAUUUUUGUAUUCAUCAAAAGUUUGAGUUAUUUUGAUUCUUCGUUAUCAUCAAAAGGAAGAAGGAAGGAUUUUAUUCGAGUUUAGAUCGAAAUGGGACUUUCUUAGACUGUUCCCAAUAUACGACAGUAGCUAAGCUUUCUUCUUUGGUGAAGUUCAACUGCAAUUUGUUAGCUUUGAGUUCGAUGCUUGAUGAUGGCGAUUUCUGUUCAGAUGGCGAAGUCUUGUAAGGGUCUUGCUGAAGAGCUUGUGAAGUGUCUUAGUGACUCAAUCUGUGUCAAGGACGAGAAACGGUCAAUUCGGGACUGCGCUGGUGAAAAAAGCCCAUGUAUACCAAGUGAGUGUGUUGGCUUAAGGGAAACCUACUUUAACUGUAAAAGAGGACAGACAUGAGAGCCAGGAUUCGAGGAAACAAAGGGUACUAACAAAAGAGAUAAAUAUCGGGGACCGAGCACGAGCACCUGUUUGCUUGAGACCACAUUUUCGCUUUGUUUUGUGUUCUUUUUUGUUAUCAAUUGCUUUGAUUUUUAAUAGUUGCAGCACUAUAUGAAGGGGCGAGGCAGAGUCUUACCAACUUAGUUACUUGCCAUGUCAAUAUCAAGUUAGGCUUGUUCCUAUACUCAACUUGAUUUCUUUUGCUCUUUAAAAUUGUAUUACAUGGGACCAGAUGCUACUGAACAUCAUCUUGUAGUUUAAAGAAAGUAUGAAUGAAAAAAGAUUCUUCUGUUC
This is a messenger RNA of Capsella rubella, 873 nucleotides long. RefSeq names its product cytochrome c oxidase assembly factor 5. Lineage: Eukaryota; Viridiplantae; Streptophyta; Magnoliopsida; Brassicales; Brassicaceae. Gene Ontology annotation, biological process: mitochondrial respiratory chain complex IV assembly. Gene Ontology annotation, cellular component: mitochondrion. Bases 337 to 537 code for a protein of 66 amino acids. The record is from RefSeq and is a predicted model, not a curated record. The transcript has 4 exons.